This is a messenger RNA of Sphaerulina musiva SO2202, 1690 nucleotides long. RefSeq names its product carbohydrate-binding module family 50 protein. Bases 760 to 1473 code for a protein of 237 amino acids. The record is from RefSeq and is a predicted model, not a curated record. The transcript is spliced from 2 exons. Lineage: Eukaryota; Fungi; Ascomycota; Dothideomycetes; Mycosphaerellales; Mycosphaerellaceae.
AGCAACUAUCAUCAUAGCUAUCCCAUGUCCGAAGCAUGGCAACCAAUUCGAGCGGUAUCCUGCACAUGUUCGUCGCCAUCGCAACACGCGACAUGUUGGCUCAGGAAAAGCAGGAUAGAUUCUGGUAUGCAACAACUACCGUCCAUACCUCCUCUAGGCGUGUGAGUUGUGAGAUGCGGUCACUUUAGUGCGUAGGAGGUACAAGGAUGUGCGGGCUCGAAGUUCCAACUACCCCAGUCAUCCGCAAGCAUCCCAUUAUAGUUCACCCAUGGGCCCCUUGGACCCCGAGAUUACCAGCUCGUGUCCAGCACCGCCUGUUUCCUUUCCCUCAUCUCCUCCCACACGCUGCCAGAUGCUUAUUACCGCGCCCAACUUGUCCGAAAGUGACUAUCGGUCAUAGCCAAGGAAUACAGAGCCACCAUUGGAUAAUAGCGGUAUUCAACCGAGACCGGGAGGGUACGAAGCGACAUUGGAAACAGGCCGCGCAGUCCUGCAUGCACCGGAUCUCGAAGUAGAAUCGAACCCAGCAUCUAGGGCGCUAAGCUCAGCAAGUGAACGAAACAGGACCUCGUCCUUAUAAUAACAACACACCCAGGUACUUGUCCAUAAGCCCCUACCACACCUCGUUCUCUUAGAUCAUCAGCUGCAUUCCCUUAUAGUCGCUCGUUCACAGCCAACUCUCCCACACUAUAAUAUUCGAUCCAAGAUCCCUCAUCAGCAUAUCCAGACCGUUUAUCCUGCCACUCCACACCCGCAACAAUGAAGUCCUACAUCUUCGCCGCUGCCGCCCUCGUCGGCGCUGUCGCCCAAGGAGCCGUAAUUAGGCGUGAGGACUGCGACGAAACCACCAAGGCUCCAGGCGGACCGGUUGUGAGCACCGCUGAGACCAAGCCAGGCAACACCCUUCCUUGCGGAGCCACCAGCAGCAGCGAGUACACCGUGAAGGCCGGUAACACCUUGUUCCAGAUCUCUGACGAGACUGGUGUCGGUGUCUGCGACAUUGCUGCCGCCAGCGGCAUUGACAACAUCAACCUCAUCUACCCCGACCAAAUCCUCACCAUCCCCAUUGGCUGCACCACCACCGACAACACCACUUGUGUCACCACCCCAGACACGCCCGCCACCGACACUUGCGUCAAGGGUCCUCCACCAACCUACACCGUCGUCAGCGGUGACACUCUUGGUGCCAUUGCAAAGGACUUCGAAAUCACUACUAACGCUCUCAUCUCUGCCAACUCGCAAAUCAGCAACCCAGACGUCAUCUCCAUCGGACAGGUCAUCAACGUUCCCAUCUGCCCUGGAAGCUCUUGCAAGUCUGUUGACGACUACACCAUUGUUUCUGGAGACACCUUCUUCGACUUGGCCAGCAAGUCCCAGACUACCGUCGGACAAAUCAAGGCUUCCAACCCAGGUGUCAAGCCAGAGACCCUCGCCGUCGGCCAGGUCAUCAAGCUUCCUACGGGUUGCGCAUAAAUCCUCCCAGAGCGUUUUUACUACAUUCUUUCAGAAGUAAAAAGUGCCUUGGGUGAUGAUGAGAGCGUAACAGGAAUGGUUUUGAGGAGGAUAAUGCGAAAGGGGAGGAUAGGGGGGCAAGUAGUUGGAUGGCGAAAUGAUGGAGGAUAUCAAAAAGAAGAAGAAGAAAACCCGGACAGACAGACGUUUUGAUGUAACAUGCUUGUUGUUAUGGUAG